AUGCAGGCAGACCACCAUUACACACCACGUUGGGGGGCUCUCUGCAUGUUGGCGGCCGGCUUGGCGUUGACGUCGCAAGCGCCGCCGCCGUGCCCGCGCUCCUGUCGCUGCGGCGCGGCCGUGCCCACCGCCAACUGCUCUUACGCCCGACUCGCCGCCGUGCCAGAGCGCCUCCCCCCGGAUUUGACUCGACUCAACCUGAGCCGCAACGCCAUCAGGACUCUGGCGCCUGAGCAGUUCGGGGCUUUGACGCGACUGGAGGACUUGGAUUUGAGCGACAACCUCCUGGCGUAUGUCGAAGCCGAUGCCUUCGUGGGCCUGCGGAGCUUGCUGGAUUUGCGCGUGGCUCGCAACCGCCUGAAGGUGCUUCCGGUCGGCGCCUUCGCCGGCUUGUCGAGACUACGGCUGCUCGACGUGAGCGGCAACGAGAUCCUGGGCUUCCUAGAUUUCACCUUCCGCGAAUCGGCCGGCCUACGCGUGCUAAAAGCGCUGCAAAACGACGUUGUCUUCGUCUCUCGCCAGGCCUUUGCGGGUUUAACCGACCUGCGCCAGCUCCACCUGGACGGCUGCAACCUCACGUCGGUCCCCACCGAGGCCUUUGUGCAUCUGGGCGGGUUAACCGGUUUAUAUCUGCACCGGCUUGAGUCCACCGUGCUGCCAAACUAUGCUUUCCUUUGCCUGGCGCGUCUGAAGGAACUCUUCAUCGCCGAUUGGCCCAGACUGGAGAUGUUGUCUGCAAACAGCCUGGUCGGCCUCAAUCUUACGUCCCUUGUGAUUCGAAGCUGCAACCUGAGUUCAGUCCCUUACGCCGCUUUCCAUCACCUCGUCUACCUUGUGCACCUCGACUUGUCUUACAACCCCAUUGGCUACAUCCAAGGGAACCGGCUCGGGGAUCUGCUCAGGCUAGAAGAGUUCCACAUAGUCGGGGGACGGUUGCGACGCAUCGAAAUGGCGACGUUUCACGGUUUGGCGCGUCUGAGCCUGCUCAAUGUGUCGGGAAACCUCCUGAGUACCCUGGAGGAGCCAGUCUUUCAAUCGCCGGGCGCCCUUCGACGUCUGGGACUGGACGCAAACCCGCUGGACUGCGACUGCCGCCUGCUGUGGCUGGCGCGCCGACGUUCGUCGCUCGACUUUGGCGGAGGCCCGCCGACGUGCGGUGCUCUGGGUCGCUGGGAUUUCUUGGACUACCCCGCAGCGGAAAUAGCGGAGCUGCUCACGUGCCGGCCCCCUCACGUCCGACCGCACCAACCCGACCUCGUGUGGGUGGAGCAGGGCCACAUGGCGGUGUUGCACUGCAAUGCGGAAGGCCGUCCCGCGCCAUCUGUCACCUGGCGCAACCCUGAGCUGAGAGCUUUAACGGACGUCGGCAGGAUACGAGCGGUCGCCAACGGCUCGCUGGAGGUCCGCUACGCACAGCCGCAGGACGCCGGCCCUUACCGCUGCGUAGCAUCCAACGCGGCGGGAAAUGACACGCGUUCAGUUGAGCUCCGUGUCCGAGCCCUCUCCAAGAAAAAGCCCUUUCGCCUCAAAAGCUGGCUUGUUGCCUUGCCUUCGUCGUCGCCAGACCAGCGGGAGCCGCCGUUCGAUGUCAAGACGCUGUUGAUCGCAGCGUCCAUCGGCUUCCUGUCGUUUUUGAGCUCCGUCAGCGUGUGCUUCGUCGCCAUGUUCUUCUGGAGUAAGGGCAGAGGGCAGAUAAAGCACACCGCCAACAUCGCGUACGUACCGCGCAGUGCUCCCGCCGGCAGUAACGGCGGCGCUGGCAACUACGUGGAGACGAGCCGGUUCACAAUGAAGCUGAUGUAA
Phycodurus eques (leafy seadragon) is the source of this 1803-nucleotide messenger RNA. RefSeq names its product leucine-rich repeat and immunoglobulin-like domain-containing nogo receptor-interacting protein 1. Gene Ontology annotation, molecular function: protein binding. NCBI's taxonomy places the organism in Eukaryota, Metazoa, Chordata, Actinopteri, Syngnathiformes, Syngnathidae. Gene Ontology annotation, cellular component: plasma membrane. The transcript has a single exon. Bases 1 to 1803 code for a protein of 600 amino acids. The record is from RefSeq and is a predicted model, not a curated record.